UGUAAAUUACUUUUGGGAAUAAUAGAUGUACCAGACUUAUUUUAUAGAAACACCAAUUCCUAACGGAAUUUGACGUUCUUGGGCUCGUUUUGAAGCUAAUAGAGAUGUUAAUAAAUUUACCGAUUCACAAAUUCAAAAUAUUGGCCUAAAGACCGGUCAUAAACCGGUUAAAACCGAUGCAGACCGAAACCGGCAGACCGGUUACGGUUACGGUUAAUGCCCCUGGGCAUCAAAAAACCGGACCAAACUGGACUUUCAAACACUAUCUCUGUCCAAGCAAUUUAAAUUGGGCUGACCAGGAAACAAAAGAGAAACUUCGAAGUGGAGAACUGGUCAUUAGCGGUGACCAGUGGCCUAUCUUUCUCUACGCUGGCUAUACAUAUGACCCAGAAGACCCAUGGAAUGGCCUUCUUUGCAGCAUUAUCUUGGUUUGUGCUUUUAAGCACGUCUUCACAUUGCCAAGUUCUGUUGACAAGGAGCCUAAGGCCACUAGAUCAGGAAAUGCAAGGCUCCACGGGAUGACAUGUGUUAUGGCUGGAUCUAUUGCAUACAUUGCUACUCAGGUUCGGUUUUCCCUCAGUUCCUUGCCGAUAUUUUCCUGCAUGGAUACUGUUACCGACUCUGAGAAGUUUUACACCUCUAUCCUCAACCUACUUGAAGACCCCCAUGAAACUCAAGAGGUCCAUGACCUUUAUGUCUGGUGGAACCGACAAGUCUUUCCAACAUAUUCAUCUGCAAAGUGUAUGGUUACAAAAGGAUCCCCACUGGACAAGAUCCAUGAACGACGCCGCUGCUCUGGCUGCCGAGAUUUCCACUACUUAGCAGGUUGUCUUUCGGGUUUUCCAUGGUCAUAUCCAUGA
This is a messenger RNA of Laccaria bicolor S238N-H82, 860 nucleotides long. RefSeq lists its product as uncharacterized. NCBI's taxonomy places the organism in Eukaryota, Fungi, Basidiomycota, Agaricomycetes, Agaricales, Hydnangiaceae. The transcript is spliced from 6 exons. Bases 177 to 860 code for a protein of 227 amino acids. The record is from RefSeq and is a predicted model, not a curated record.